Messenger RNA from Betta splendens (Siamese fighting fish), 4407 nucleotides. It is a transcript of the gene helb, whose product is annotated as helicase (DNA) B. The record is from RefSeq and is a predicted model, not a curated record. The transcript has 12 exons. The coding region runs from base 342 to 3638 and encodes 1098 amino acids. Lineage: Eukaryota; Metazoa; Chordata; Actinopteri; Anabantiformes; Osphronemidae.
GUUAUCUAAUAAUUCAAAGUGUAGUUUAUAGUAUGUGUCAAACAUGGAAUAUCAGUGGAAAGUGCUGUUGCUUCAUUUGUGAUCUAGAUAGUUGGAGAACUUAUGCUUUAGAUCUUCUAUUUUCUUUGCGUUUUCUUUGCGCAUGCGCAGAAGCGAAGCGGUCGCGAGACUAUGCGACGAAUUCGCGGGUUGCCGCCGAUCACGUGAUUUCCAGGAAACCAGUAUUCGAACCAAACAGCGGCGUGAGACCUGGCGCAGCGGCCGUUUAUAGUCCUCUGCACAGUUCCCGGUGUUUUAUCAGCGGCCAUUAAGUGCUCGGGACGCAUUUUACGACUUCAUAUAUGCCUGAAACAAGGGGAAGCAGGUUAGGUCAAGUAAUGGAACUAAGAGGUUAUGUUGUGCCUAAAGAUAAACAAAGAGACGAUGUCGGUGACGAAUUUGAGGACGAAAGUGAAGACGAUGAAGAGCAAGAGCCGGAAUUUUUGGAUGUGGCAGAAAUCGACCAAGUUAAUUCUGGGGGGCAUGUGUUCCACUCGUCGGUUUGUGUUUGUAAAGUUGACCUCUGGACAUUCUCUGGAGAAGCCUAUCAGGUGGAAGGGCGCUUCCCUUUCAUGGGUCCAUGGUGGGAGGUGACCUGUUCUGUACUGAAACGUGGAGCCUGGUUUGUUAUGAAGGGGUUUCCUUCUUACAAGCUACGUUCUGACCUGGGCAGGGAAGACUGGAUUCAUAUCGUGUCCCUAUUUCUGACAGAAUGUAACGUAGAAGAAAAUUUUGUAUCCCAGCUUUUUGACUGGUUACCAGAAAAUAGAAUCCUCUCCUUACACAACCUGAUGGACGUCCUUGGGGAAUUUUCAGAGGGAGGAAAAAGAGAUGAGGCACGAAUGAUUACAGCCAGAGUUUCAGUAUCAGCUGCUUGGAUGCAAGUGCAAGCCUUACACCUGUAUCCACACAUAAACAAAUACCUUCUCAAACUUCUGCCUCGCCAUUUCACUGUACUGCUUGGAAUGGAAAAGAAAGGUCCAACUCUGCAAGUGACACAGGCCACACAGAAUACACAGCACAGGGAUGAUUGCCAGGAGGAAGGAGCAAACUUUCACUUACUGGGGAAACUGGAACAAAUCAUUGCUGAAGAUGUGUGGAAGCUUGGAUUUAGCAAUCUUGUUUACAAAGAACUGGAACUUGUACGUUGUGAAGCCCAGCUCAGGGCUUUCGAGGAAUGUAACCUGCUUCAGGACAUCCCUCCACUGCAGCGUCACUCCUUGAUGGCAUACAAUGAGCUAAAGAAAUAUUGUCAUUCUUAUGGCAGCACCUUUAUUGAAAGGCAAGAUCUUUGUAAAAUCCUUACAAGGGGUGAACUGAUGUCUGAUGAACAGGCUUGGGAAGCCAUCUAUUUCCUCAAGGAACAGGCUGUAGUUGUACUCCCGACGGGCAAGGUCGUGCUGCAGAAAUUUGAUUUUUAUGAGACAGGCAUUGCUGAAAGUCUCAGAUCCCUCUCGGAACAAGGACGAUGGAACAUCCCUGUCAAUCCAGUAGAGGUACUGCAAGCAGCUGCAGAGGAAAGGCAACAAGAAAAAAUAAAAAAUGCAAAAGAGGCUACCAGUCACCCUGUUGAGGACAGCAAGUCAGUCUCUGUCUCUACAAAUAUACCCGAUUUACCAAGCAAUGACAAAGCAGGCCCUUUAGUCAAAUCAGAACCUGAAUUAGACCAAAAUCCACCAUUUGGAGAUCCAGAACAGCAGACCAUAAACUCCUCUCCCAUAAAACUUGACCAAGACCACAUUCAAGCUGCAAAGAUGAUCUGUGCCAACCCAGUGACUGUCAUCAGCGGGAAGGCUGGCUGUGGGAAAACGACAGUGGUCAGCCAACUGUUCAAAGCUGCUGUGCAGGGGCAGAAAGCCUCUUCAGACAGUGAAAAUGAUACAGCAGGAUCCCCUCUCUCAGAGUUGGAAGAUGUGAAUCGAGCGAUACAGAGUAAUGAAGAGAUCCUUUUGACUGCUCCCACUGGAAGAGCAGCCUCCCUGUUGUCCAAGAAGACCCAGUUUAAGGCAUAUACUCUGCACCAGGUCCUGCACAAGUACACAAACUUUAUGAGAAAAAUGAAAAAACGUGGAACAACAGAUCCUGAACAGUGGCAGUUUAAAAAUGUUCGUGUUUUGAUUGUGGACGAGGGCAGCAUGGUACCGGUCCAGCUUCUUCACUCUGUACUGAAAAUACUUAUACAACACGCCAACCUUCGGAAAUUCAUCAUACUUGGGGAUAUCAGACAGCUUCCCAGUAUUGACCCUGGGAAUGUCCUAAAUGACCUGUAUAACACUCUCAAACGCAUCGGGUGGGCCAUCGACAUGAGGACCAACCAUCGUGCAGAGUCUGAACUCAUCAUUGAGAAUGCAGAACUCAUCGCCAAAGUGGGGAUGAAUCGAAACCGGUUUCUAAACUUUCCAGUGAAAUUGAAGUAUGAUGCCGUAGUGGAUCUCUGUAGGCCGCAUACAGCACUCACUCCUGACAAAAGGUUCAUCCUCAUCCGUCUUCCCGCAAGAGGGGCAGAUGACGAUUUACAGAGGGCUGUCAAGUUCCUGAUUGUGAAUGCCCCUGGGCUGGACAACCAUUCCACUUCACAGUUCAUUGCUUUCAAAAGAGAUGAUGUAUUGCUUAUCAACGAGCUUUGCUGUAAGCAUUAUAACAAUCACACGACUAGAAACCACAAAAAGAAGCUGAAUUUUCAGCCUGGAGAUAAAGUCUGUUGCACCAGAAACGGUUAUGUUGCACUUGAAGAGGAGGAUAUAAAUAAAGAUCAGAGUCAAGCAGAGAAAACGCAAAAUGACUGUGAGAAAGACAGUGAGAAGGAAAGGCCUCCAGCACGCCUAUGUAAUGGAGAGAUUUUCUUCAUCAAAGACGAUGUUACUAAAGUUGAAGGCAAACGCCACUGUCGUUCCCUGACUCUGGACGACGGUGACGGAUACAUUUUCACAGUGGACUACAGAGAACUGCAGAAAGAGUGCAAGCUGCAGCAUGCCUGGGCCAGAACAAUUCACACCUUCCAGGGGUCGGAGAAUGAGACUAUUGUCUACAUAGUGGGAGACAGCAGGAAUCAGGGAUGGAAGCACAUCUAUACUGCUAUAACGCGGGGCCAAAAACGGGUCUAUGUGGUUUCCAAAGAGGAGGUAGUUGAAUCAACCAUUAAAAGGCCUGAAAUCCUGAGAAAGACCAGGCUUGGAGGUUUGGUCAAAGAGUACGUGGUGCAGGGCCAAGAACUGGUAGGCACACCUCAGGCACAGCUGAGCACACCCAAGGGAACACCAACAGGGUGUGGUGUUCAGCAGUCCACACCUCUCCGCACACAAACCCCUGGCAGACCCGUGGGCUCCAGGGACAUGUCUGCACCAGUCCAGCGUAAAUGUCUGUGGAAAGCCGAAGACGAGGAGGCCGCAGAGUCUCCUACGGAGGACAAUGUGUCCAGCCCAGCCAUGAAAAGUGACCAACUGGCAGCACCACUGGCCGCACAAGCGAUGGAAGGAAACGAGGCGAUCACUGCAACGUCGCCAGGCCACAAAAGGCAAAUGCCACUUUCUGCGGAGCACAAAGAAGUGCCGUGUAAACAAAGUUGUCCAGCCGGUGGCUCAUGUUUCACACAUGACUGAAGCUAAAGGGUGGUCACUUGCAUUAUUUCAAUACCGAAUCAUCUCUUCCCUCCCUACAGGGUCCUGAUUUAGCAAUCCUACAAUUGAGUUCUAAUUAAGGGGUACUGCAUUUCCAACAUGCACAUUUCAAUUUAAUACAAAUGACUGUUAUAACUGUUUUUAUUAUACAAAUGUAUUAAUCUUAAGAAAGAAAAACAUUGCAUUCUAUUUCUGAUCCAUGUAGCUUUGUGUUUACAGAGAGAGUUUGUAUAACAAUCAUGAAAUGUUAAGAUUGCACUCAUUUAAAAGCUGAUGUUUAUUUCCAUUAAGCCUAAAUUCAACCAAGUGUCCUUUUGCCCAGUGUCCCCAGCAUUGAUGACUGAUGACUGAUGGAUGGAUCACACAGUUACUGUAAACUGGUGCCAGUAUAUGCUUGCCCUGGCAGCAGUCACUACUUGGAUUCUAUUAAGAGGUGCAGUUUAUGCAGUGUACUGAUCCAUUAACCUUUUUUAUUUAUUAAUGAGUUAUGAAUGCAGUAAAGUGCACACCCCUGGGCUUAUACUUUCUAUGCAGUAUUUGAAAUGUUUUUAAAAUUGUUUUAUUUUAAUAAUAAUUCCAGUAAAGAAAUUACUAUUUUAUUCUUACAACUGGUGUUUUAUAUUCCAUAUAUUACCAAGUAAUUGCCAUUUUUCAUUUUUUGGAUGAUGAAAUGUAAGCAAUGUGUAUUCGUCAGGUGUCCUGAGAUGUGCAUGCUGCUUUUCUAUGCCAGAAUAAACACAACCCAAACUUA